AUGGCCAAGUCCAAGAACCACACCACACACAACCAGUCCCGGAAAUGGCACAGAAAUGGCAUCAAGAAACCCCGGUCACAAAGAUACGAAUCUCUCAAGGGGGUCGACCCCAAGUUCCUGAGGAACAUGUGCUUUGCCAAGAAGCACAACAAGAAAGGCCUGAAGAAGAUGCAAGCAAAUAAUGCAAAGGCCGCUAGUGCACGUGCGGAGGCCAUCAAGGCCCUGGUGAAGCCCCAGGUGGUGAAGCCCAAGGUGCCAAAGGCCCCAGCCAGCCGCAAACUCACCCGUCUCGCUUUCAUCGCUCAUCCCAAGCUUGGGAAGCGGAUUAGAAGCUACAUGGCCAGGGGUCGUAGGCUCCAAAAAACAAAGCCCAAGGUUCAAGCCAUGGCAGAGGCCUCAGCUGCAGCUCAGGCUCCCAAAGGUGCCCAGGCCCCUGUGAAGGCCCCAUAA
Molecule: messenger RNA, 450 nt
Organism: Arvicola amphibius (Eurasian water vole)
Lineage: Eukaryota; Metazoa; Chordata; Mammalia; Rodentia; Cricetidae
Product: 60S ribosomal protein L29-like
Exons: 1
Coding region: 1-450 (149 amino acids)
Biological process (GO): cytoplasmic translation
Cellular component (GO): cytosolic large ribosomal subunit; ribosome
Molecular function (GO): structural constituent of ribosome
Source: RefSeq, a predicted model, not a curated record